UCCUACUUUUCAAUUUUUUCUUCUCAAUUGAUCUCCUACCCGGUUUCUGCCUCCUCGUUGGAUCUAAACUCAAACCCCCUUUUUCUAUUGACACUCACCGUCACCACUCUCUGCUUCUUCGAUCUAAAUCAACAUCUUUAGUGCUUUUUUUUGUCAACCCAGACUUACUGCAGGUCCGCUUUCACUGAUUUGCCAUCUGGGUCUGGCUUUUUUGUCUCUACUGAUUACUGAAUCAAAAUUCUGUAGCUAUCUCACGUGACUUCUUCUCUGAUCAGGAAAGAAUGACGUUAGCCUUCUCCUAUGAACGUGUAUUGAUUAACAGAUAGGAUUGUGGGUAGGAUAGAGCUUAAGCUUUUUUUUUGGGCUAAGAAAAUGGUUUAGGUGAUGGAAGCUUGACUGUAGCAAUUGGACCAAGUAAUAUUAAUCAAAUCCAUGGGGACAGAAAAUCCUGGUCGUCCAAGUUUUUCUGUAAGACCUUCGUCUGCACCUCCAACGGCGACACCGUUUCCGUCAUCUGGUCCUCUGGUUGGACCGGAGGCCUCUAGUUUUAGGCCUACUCCACCUGCCCCUCCUCAGGCUACUGGGCCUUUUGUGUCAUCUGGGCCACCAGUUGGAUCGGAUGGCUCUGGUUUCAGACCUACUGCACCCCUGAGGUUCAAUGAUCCGUCUGUGUCUUCUACACCAACAACAUAUAUCCCACCCACUGCUGGACCUUUCCAGCGUUUUCCUACACCGCAAUUUCCUUCAACAGCCCAAGGUCCACCAGCACGUGCUCCACCUGUUGGCCCACCACUGGUUCAGCCAUUUGCUAGUCAAGUUUCAACUCCUCCAGUUUCAUUUCGUCCACAGCCUCCUUCAGUGCCGAUGGGAUUUCCAGCUCAAAGAGCAAAUUUUGCACCACCUAGUAUGAAUGUUCCUCAAGCCUUUUCUGAUUCAUCAUUCUCAGCCCCGAGGCCAAGCUCUCAGCCUUCAUUUACUCCUGUGGAUUCCUCAUAUUCUUCUGCAAGAGCUACUUUGCAGCCUCCUUUGCCUGGAUAUGUGAAUACACAGCCUAAUGCAGUUGCCCAAUUGCCAACUAUGCCAUCUUCUUAUCCUUCUUAUCCAGGAAGUUAUGUACCUCCCCCACCAACAUCAGUUUCUUCUUUUCCUGCUCAUCAGGGAGGUUUCACCCCACCUAUGUCAGCAGCAACCCCACCAGGCAUGCUUUCCCAACAUCCAGGGCCUCCUGGUGGUGUCAUGCAAGGUUUAGCAGAAGAAUUCAGUUCUCUCUCUUUUGGGUCUCUUCCGGGAUCAAUUGAACCUGGAGUUGAUUUGAAAGCAUUACCAAGGCCAUUGGAGGGGGAUGUGGAGCCAAAUUCAUUUGCUGAGAUGUACCCCUUGAAUUGCCAUUCUAGAUAUCUAAGGCUUACUACUACAGCAAUACCAAAUUCCUCAUCUUUGGUUUCAAGGUGGCAUUUGCCUCUUGGGGCAGUUGUUUGUCCUCUUGCUGAAGCUCCUUCAGGGGAGGAAGUGCCCAUUGUUAAUUUUGCUUCAACUGGGAUUAUCCGUUGUCGAAGAUGUCGGACAUAUGUGAAUCCUUAUGUGACAUUUACUGAUGCUGGACGAAAGUGGCGUUGCAACAUCUGUUCUUUACUUAAUGAUGUUCCAGGUGAUUAUUUUGCCCAUUUAGAUGCCACUGGCAGAAGAAUUGAUCUAGAUCAGCGACCUGAACUUACGAAGGGUAGUGUGGAAUUUGUUGCUCCUACUGAGUAUAUGGUGCGGCCUCCGAUGCCGCCUCUGUACUUUUUUCUCAUUGAUGUGUCAAUAUCUGCAAUUAGAAGUGGUAUGCUUGAGGUUGUGGCUGAAACUAUUAAGUCAUGUUUGGAUGACUUGCCAGGCUUCCCUAGAACACAGAUUGGAUUUAUUACUUAUGAUAGCACUAUCCAUUUUUAUAAUAUGAAGUCUUCUUUGACACAACCUCAGAUGAUGGUGGUCUCUGAUCUAGAUGACAUAUUUGUCCCCUUGCCAGAUGAUCUCCUUGUCAACUUGUCUGAAUCUAGAAGUGUGGUGGGAACAUUCUUAGAUAGCUUACCAACCAUGUUUCAGGACAACGUCAAUGUAGAGUCUGCUUUUGGUCCAGCUCUUAAAGCGGCAUUCAUGGUUAUGAGUCGACUUGGAGGAAAAUUGCUAAUAUUUCAGAACAGCCUGCCUUCUCUUGGUGUUGGGCGUUUGAAGUUGAGGGGAGAUGAUGUUCGUGUAUAUGGGACCGAUAAAGAACAUGCAUUAAGAAUACCUGAAGAUCCCUUCUAUAAACAAAUGGCUGCUGAUUUGACCAAGUUCCAGAUAGCUGUGAAUGUGUAUGCUUUCAGUGACAAAUACACUGAUAUAGCCUCAUUAGGUACUUUGGCAAAAUAUACUGGAGGUCAAGUGUAUUACUACCCCAACUUCCUGUCAUCCCUUCAUGGAGCUAAGUUGACACAUGAGUUAUCACGAGAUUUAACCAGGGAAACUGCUUGGGAGGCUGUCAUGCGCGUAAGAUGUGGAAAAGGGAUUCGGUUUACGUCUUAUCAUGGGAACUUUAUGCUGAGGUCCACUGAUCUAUUAGCACUUCCAGCUGUAGAUUGUGAUAAGGCAUAUGCAAUGCAGUUAUCUCUUGAAGAGACUUUACUGUCAACUCAGACAGUAUAUUUUCAAGUUGCUUUGCUAUACACUGCAUCUUGCGGAGAGAGGCGUAUCCGGAUACAUACUUUAUCAGCUCCUGUUGUUUCAGAUCUAAGUGAGAUGUAUCGUCAGGCAGACACUGGUGCCAUUGUUUCUUUAUUUUCUAGGUUAGCAAUUGAGAAAACAUUAUCACAUAAGCUGGAAGACGCACGGAACGCUGUGCAGCAAAGGAUUGUCAAAGCUCUGAAGGAAUAUCGGAAUCUCCAUGCUGUGCAGCAUCGCUUGGGAGCCAGGAUGAUAUAUCCUGAAUCUCUGAAGUACUUAACUUUGUAUGGUUUAGCACUUUGUAAAUCAACACCACUUCGAGGAGGAUAUGCUGAUGCUCCACUUGAUGAACGCUGUGCAGCAGGUUACACUAUGAUGGCAUUGCCUAUUAAAAACUUGUUGAAACUCUUGUACCCCAGCUUGAUACGAGUUGAUGAUUUUCUCUUAAAGCCAUCUGGUGACGUUAAGGAGCUUUUAGACAACAUGAAGAGGUUACCACUGGCUGCAGAGAGCCUAGAUUCUAGAGGACUUUAUAUAUAUGAUGACGGUUUCCGUUUUGUUAUAUGGUUUGGUAAAAUGCUCCCGCCUGAUGUAGCUAUGAAUCUGCUUGGCCAAGACUUUGCGGCUGAGCUAUCCAAGGUCAGCCUUAGUACGCGUGAUAAUGAAAUGUCAAGAAAGUUAUCGAAGAUAUUGGAGGGACUUAGAAUGAUUGAUCUUUCAUAUCAUCAGCUGUGUCAUCUUGUAAGACAAGGUGAACAGCCCAGAGAAGGCUUCUUACUUCUUGUAAACCUUGUUGAGGACCAGAUCGGUGGUAGCAGUGGUUAUAUGGAUUGGGUUCUGCAGAUACAUCGACAAGUACAGCAGAAUCCAUAGUACAAAGAGAUACCAGUGGCUUGUUCUGUGCUUCAUUGAGAAAGUGAUCCGAGCAUUUGUUCAAUACCGUAAAUAACCUUUGAUUUCAGCCACAAGUUCCUCGCAAAAUGUGGAUGUUUGAGUCGCCGAUAAUGAUCACCUUCACUGGAAAGAUUUUCAGACGACAAUCUGUUGCUUCACUACAGGAUUCAAUAACUUGGGGAGAUGCACUUUUAAUGAUACAUUGUUUUACUUCGAGUUUUCAUAUUGAAACGCAACAGAGCAAAAUUUUAUUUGAUAGCUAAAAUUAUUGUCAGUAAAUUUUUUUACUUAGUGAUAUAUUUUUAAGAACCCUUUAGGUAUUUGCUUUGUUUAGAGAGGUGUGUUCCAAUUUCUUGACAUUGUUCAUUGUCAAUUUUGUUCUGAUAUUUGAAGCAAUGCUAAAUUUGCCUUUCUGGGCUUUGAAUGGAUAUUACUUUUGAUAUA
Pistacia vera is the source of this 4023-nucleotide messenger RNA. Its product is annotated as protein transport protein Sec24-like At3g07100. Gene Ontology annotation, biological process: intracellular protein transport; COPII-coated vesicle cargo loading; endoplasmic reticulum to Golgi vesicle-mediated transport. Gene Ontology annotation, molecular function: SNARE binding; zinc ion binding. Lineage: Eukaryota; Viridiplantae; Streptophyta; Magnoliopsida; Sapindales; Anacardiaceae. Bases 433 to 3558 code for a protein of 1041 amino acids. Gene Ontology annotation, cellular component: endoplasmic reticulum exit site; COPII vesicle coat. The record is from RefSeq and is a predicted model, not a curated record. The transcript is spliced from 15 exons.